Molecule: messenger RNA, 1545 nt
Organism: Amoebophrya sp. A120
Lineage: Eukaryota; Dinophyceae; Syndiniales; Amoebophryaceae
Source: the annotation of a GenBank genome assembly
AAGGCACAGAAAAGUAUUUGCGAAUUUUUAGCAUCCGGUCGUGAUCUGGUAACGUAACCAAAGCGCUUCAUUUUUGCAGAUGAACCAGUUGGAUGUUAAAAUACUGUAAUUCAGUAGUUCUGGAGCAACUACACUAGUGAGCUACUUUUGUGCGUAAAGAGAAAGACUAGUAGCUUCUGGUUCACCGUGGGGUGAAGAAAGCGAUACUCGAAGUCGUAGCAGCGACAAGGCGGAACUAUGUCGAUUCCACCGGAAGAUGGUGGCUCGAAGCCAAUCCUGAUUUCGCUUCCCACGAACAAUUGUGCGCGCAUCCUGCUUUUCCUGCGGCUUUCCGGUCUCGAGGACCAGGUGGAAAUAAAGACGCCAAAAGAUUUCGGCGGCCUGAACUCUCCGGAGUACCGGAAGAUCAAUCCGCAGGGCAAGUUUCCAGCGCUGAUCAUUCCCCGGUCGGAAGCCAGCGUCGAAAGUUUUUGGUUCGAGGCCCAGGUGGUCCUGGACUUGCUGAAGAACAAGCUUCUGGCAGGAAACCCGGACAAGAUAGCGUCUUGGAAUGGCGGGGCUGCCGGCAGCGCGGAACAGCAAGCGAAGGUGCGCCUCCUGAUACAAGUGCACGACUUGUACCUGGCUUCGCCAAACAGCACGCAGCCAGGGUAAGAAUAGUGUUCCUACUUACUUGGAUUGACCACAUUUUUUAUGGUUUAUUUCGUAGGUGCGCUUCUUUAGGAACUGAAAUUUUAUUGAGAAGCGAGAAAGUAAAUGUCCCAGGACUUUUCCGCGCUCCUCUUUCGAAGUCGAAAAUGCACUGCAGGACUACUUCUACACUUGACUAUAUCGAAACAGAAUUUUCCUACUGCUCAACAGGAGCAUCGCGACUCAGGGGUGCCUCUACAAGGGCGACGUGCCACUGAAGGAGCGCAGCUCGCGAGCAGUGGAGCUGAAUAAGCAGCUCAGCGUUUUGGAGUCCUUACUGGACGAGAGCGGCCCUUACUGCUGUGGGGCAGAAAUCACGCUGGCGGAUCUGGUGAUCUACCCCACUUUCCUCUUCCUCGCUCCGCUCACCGAAGCAGCCCUCGGCUGGCCCGCCGGAAAAGUCUGGGAUGGCAGGCCGAAGCUCCAAAAAUGGUUUGGAAACUUUGAGAAAGCGAAUCCCGAGGUCGAAGGCAUUUGCAACGACGUGCGUGGCUUCGUGCAGAAUUCCUUCCUUGGGAGUGGUCGGAUCGCGAAAAUCCGUGAAGCUGUCGAGUCAGAAGAAGGAAAGGCACUGCCUUGGAUGUAGAAGUUGUAAUUGAAAAAACUAAAACAUUUCGUAAUGUCCAUCGGACGGAUUUACACAACUGCAGCGCUUUCGAUUCAUCUAGCAGAUUUCUGUGCUUUCGUGCGGCUGAAAAGCAUCAAUCUCCAUUGACUGUUCCACAUGGCAGGAAGGAAGAAGUUUCAAUGCUGAAGAUGCUCUUUUCUACAUGCGUGCGCAUCGUCCUCGUCAUACUCGACGAACACGAAUUUUCUUUAAAUUCGUUGCAGCAACAGCGCCUCUGCAUCAGCGUC